Pungitius pungitius (ninespine stickleback) is the source of this 4474-nucleotide messenger RNA. RefSeq names its product ADAM metallopeptidase with thrombospondin type 1 motif, 15a (gene adamts15a). Lineage: Eukaryota; Metazoa; Chordata; Actinopteri; Perciformes; Gasterosteidae. The transcript has 8 exons. Gene Ontology annotation, biological process: proteolysis; extracellular matrix organization. The coding region runs from base 177 to 3035 and encodes 952 amino acids. The record is from RefSeq and is a predicted model, not a curated record. Gene Ontology annotation, molecular function: metalloendopeptidase activity; zinc ion binding.
AGAAGGCAACCGUCGACUCAGCCUACACAGGUGGAGAAUGGGUCACGACUAGGAGGAGUUUGCACAGAGUGGACAUUGUUUUAGAGGGCUGCGCAUUGAAUUAUGCUCUUCAUCCUGAUCUGAAGCUUGCAGGUUCAAUAUCGUUUUCUUUUCUCUCAUGGUCACUGCAGCCUUUAAUGACUACAAACAUCGUCAUGUUUAUCAGAGCAGCUUUUCUCCUCUGCUUUAUGGUUUCACUCUCAAAACUUAUCAGUUGCAUGGAAACGGAACUUUGCUUCCCCAUUCGAUUGGAUAACCACAAACACAGCAGGAGAGAUUUUGACAACGACGUGGAAAUCCUAAAUGGGAAAUGUGUCUUAAAAAUACGAGCUUUCCAGCAGGAAUUUGUGAUCGAAUUGCGCCAGGACUCGAAUUUCAUUGCGCCUUCCAUUUCCAACCAAGACGAAUUCUGGCUCUCCAACACCGAUGUCACCGGUGACCUGAGAUGGUGUUUUUACUCCGGGUACGUGCACGCUGACCCACAUUCUUAUGCUGCUCUGAGCCUCUGUAAGGGUUUACACGGUGCGUUUGGCUUUCAAGGCUGGGAAUAUUUUAUCAGCCCGGUGCAAAAUGACACCGCAACGGCGGAAGGUGCGCACAUUAUCCGGCGCAGAGCCAGCGACAACCUGAAGCUCAAUUCAACCUCUAGGUGCGCAGUGGACGCCGACAUAAGUCUCCAGGUUGCGCAAUCGUUGGAGAAAUACAAGCGUUUACAAGAUGACAACAAUGUGACCGAAACGUUGCUGAAGAAGAUGGGGAGAGCGAAAAGGUUCGCUUCAAUCCCCAGGUACGUGGAGACGCUCGUGGUGGCGGACGAGUCCAUGGUGCAGUUCCACGGAGCGGACUUAAAUCACUACCUCUUGACACUGAUGUCAGUGGCGGCGAAGCUCUACAAACACCCCAGUAUUCUCAACUCUAUCAACAUUGUGGUUGUGAAGAUCGUGGUUAUAUCCGAGGAGGACAAAGGGCUCAAGGUGUCCGGAAACGCAGCCUUGACCCUGCGAAACUUUUGCACCUGGCAAAAAAAGAUGAACAAAAACAACGACAAGCAGCGUGACUACUGGGACACGGCAAUCCUCUUCACCAGACAGGACCUGUGUGGAGCUUCCACCUGUGACACUCUUGGCAUGGCAGAUGUUGGCACCAUGUGCGACCCCAAGAGGAGCUGCUCUGUGAUCGAAGACGACGGCCUUCCCUCAGCCUUCACCACUGCCCAUGAACUCGGACACGUGUUCAACAUGCCACACGACAAUGUGAGGGCGUGUGAGGACGUGUUUGGGAAGCUACAAGACAACCACAUGAUGUCUCCCACUCUCAUUCAGAUCAACCGCACCAGCCCAUGGUCCCUCUGCAGUGCGGCCAUCGUCACUGAAUUCCUGGACAGCGGGCAUGGGGAAUGUCUGCUCGACCACCCUCAGAAACCGUUGUUCCUCCCUGACGAGAUGCCGGGAACGUCCUACAUCCUCGACCGUCAGUGUGAGCUGGCGUUCGGCGAAGGCUCCAAGCCCUGUCCCUUCAUGCAGCCACCGUGUGGCCGUCUGUGGUGCACAGGAAAAUCCAACGGCAAUUUGGUGUGCAUGACUCGUCACUUCCCCUGGGCAGACGGGACACACUGUGGGGACAAUCAGGUCUGCAACCAAGGGGUCUGUUCCAACAAACAGGUCCGACAUGUGAAGGUGGACGGCCGGUGGGGGAGGUGGGGUCCGUUCGGUUCCUGCUCACGCACAUGUGGGGGCGGCGUCCAACUCUCUAAAAGAGAGUGUAGCAACCCAGUUCCGUCAAAUGGGGGUAAAUACUGCCAAGGGGUGAGGGUCAAAUACCGCUCCUGCAGUCCCAACCAGUGCACUGAAACAGGUAAGACUUUUCGCGAGGAGCAGUGUGCCAGCACUGGACGGAGUUUCAAUAGUAACCGCAUCGACCCCUCCGUGGUCUGGGUACCCAAGUACUCUGGAGUGUCCACCCAUGACAGAUGUAAACUCAUCUGCAGAGCUAACGGCACUGGCUACUUCUACGUCCUGGCACCCAAGGUUGUGGAUGGGACUCCAUGCUCCCCUGACUCCACAGGAGUGUGUGUCCAAGGGAAGUGCAUCAAAGCUGGGUGUGAUGGAAAAAUUGGCUCCACCAAGAAGUUUGAUAAGUGUGGAAUCUGCGGAGGAGAUAGCAAGAGCUGCAAAAAGGUGUCGGGACUCUUUACAAAGCCUGAGCACGGCUACAACUUCGUGGUCAUGUUACCACUGGGCGCAGCCAACAUAGACAUCCGCCAGCGGGGCUACAAGGGAAUGAGGAGUGACGACAACUAUUUGGCGGUUAAAAACAGCGAGGGCCACUACCUGCUCAAUGGGAACUACGUUGUGUCAGCUGGAGAGAGGGACAUCUUUAUAAAGAAAAGUCUGCUGCGCUACAGCGGCACAGCCGGCCUCGCCGAGACCCUGCAGGCUGUCAAGCCCCUGGGAGAAUCCCUGACUGUAGAGGUUCUGUGUGCAGGCAAGAUGACGCCGCCUCGCAUCCGCUACUCCUUCUACCUCGCCCGUCAGGCCAAGGAGGACAAAUCUCAGAAGAAGGAGGUGCGUGUCAAUUCCCAUAACAGUGUUUUGUCUGAGGAUAGCGCCAUGGAGAAUGGGGUCGACACCCUGAAGAAGUCUUACAGCAAGGAGGACCUGGGUCUCGGGAAAUGGAUAUCCACAGGUUGGGAUCAGUGCUCAGUGAGCUGCGGCGUCGGGUUCCAGAGGAGGAUGGUGCAGUGUCUGAGUGCAGAUGAGAAGCCAUGGAUGGACUGUGAUCCUUCUCAAAGACCCCCAGCCACCAGGGUUUGCGGAGACCCCUGUCCGGAUUGGCAUAUUGGGCAGUGGUCACCUUGCUCCAGAACCUGUGGGAAGGGCUUCAAGAGACGACCGUUGGACUGCAAGACCCAAACUGGGCAUCUGCUCCCAAGGAACCACUGCGCAGGCUUACGCAAGCCACAGGAGCUGGACUUCUGUAACCGAAUGGCUUGCUAAUGACUAAAACGUACAAACUAGAAAUUGUUGGAAUGUUUUAAAAAUGGCUCGAUCAAAUCCAGCUGCCAGCAUCAUACAAACCGUACCUGUCGGGUGCACAUUUUUCCACCUGCAGGAGAGAGUAAGGAUAAAGGCUGAAAGAUUUUCUAUUUCACUGCCCUCCCUCUGGGUGCAAAGAACAUUGUCCAGGUCUACUUCUUAUGCUGAAAUACCAUGAUAGAAAGGUCAAAUUAAGUAUAGUGGAAUCCUUUGUACUGCAAGCAGAUACAGAAUUCCCAUUUGCAAGCAGUCAACUGAAUAUACCUUAUGAGUAUCCAUUUUAUUUCAUGUUUUAACUGUUCAGAUAUCAAACGUUUUAGUUGAGUCUUUCAAAAAGAUAAAUUAUUCCUUCUGGUUUUCCAAACAGUUACUCCAAUAUACUCAGAUUUACCUCCAUAACUUCUUCCAACUGGAGUAAUAUGUAAUGCUAGCAUGAUUAACAGUGCAAUCUUCAUCUGCCAUUAUAGGUGUUUCUCUCUGUUUAGAAAGUUUCUAAAAAUUAAUUUCUAAAAAUUAAUUGAGAAAAGAAACAGAUCCCCUAAUUUCCCUUACUUUCUGUUCUGCUUUUGCUGUCUUUAUAAAAAGCAUUACUCAUUUAAAACUGGGAAGCUGAUAACAUUUUCUGCACACCUCAAUCAGCUGCAAUCAUGGAAACAGUUUGAACUACAAACUGAAGUCACAUUGAUGGUUUUCAUAACAGAUCGGACAAAACAAAGCAGGACAGGAGACAAUGAGCAGUGAGGGAUUGCAUCAGGCUGCACUCAACAUAACGCUGCUUAUUGGAAAUAAGGGCUAUAAUAUAGGGCUUAUCUUGUCUCACUGAUAUAGCCAAAGACCCGCCCCCUGUGCUCAGCGUGUUUGACUGCUUCCUUCAUUCAUCAUUCAACCACAACAGUUGUCUUCUCAGUUCAUACUGUUCAGCCAUACCGAGUCACGCUUGUCUGGCACGGUUACCACUGUAAUUUAUUAUCAAUGAGCUGAUAAAGCGGAGAGGGGAAGAAAAACUGGCAAGCCCUGGGUUUUGCUGUACAGAAUUCGUGUUUUCAUGGGUCGCCCUGUUCAUGUCCCCGAAGCCGGAGCCGAGAUGUUCUUUCUACAGACUUGCUUAAAUCCUGUAAUCCAUUAUAUUCUUGUUUUGUUCCUUUAUGGGGCCACAAUGUCCUGUCCACCCUCCAACUAAGGGAUGGAUCCUGCAUUAGUUGAAUUAUCAUUUUUAUUUUGUAUCAGCUUUUGCAUGUUGUACAGUAAAAUCAAACCAUGACCCGUGGGCUGUAUUGUAUACUAUGUAUAUAUUUAUUCAGCUCUGUGCAAAAAAAAUGUAAAUACUUUUAAAAUACUUUUUUUACACAGGCAUUUGUAAUUGUCUUUGACUUCAGUGUAUUUAUUCCAAAAUAAAGCCA